Molecule: messenger RNA, 429 nt
Organism: Pteronotus mesoamericanus
Lineage: Eukaryota; Metazoa; Chordata; Mammalia; Chiroptera; Mormoopidae
Product: histone H4
Exons: 1
Coding region: 62-373 (103 amino acids)
Biological process (GO): nucleosome assembly
Cellular component (GO): nucleosome
Molecular function (GO): protein heterodimerization activity; structural constituent of chromatin; DNA binding
Source: RefSeq, a predicted model, not a curated record
GUAUAUAACUGGGCUGCUCCUUUCCUACAGCCUGUUCGGUUCUUGUCUGAGCCUUGCAAGCAUGUCUGGUCGCGGCAAAGGCGGAAAGGGUUUAGGUAAAGGCGGCGCCAAGCGCCACCGCAAGGUGCUGCGCGACAACAUCCAGGGCAUCACCAAGCCCGCCAUCCGGCGCCUGGCGCGGCGCGGCGGCGUGAAGCGCAUCUCCGGGCUCAUCUACGAGGAGACGCGCGGGGUGCUCAAGGUCUUCCUGGAGAACGUGAUCCGGGACGCCGUCACCUACACGGAGCACGCCAAGCGCAAGACGGUCACGGCCAUGGACGUGGUCUACGCGCUCAAGCGCCAGGGCCGCACCCUCUACGGCUUCGGCGGCUGAGGUGCCCAUUCCUUCCUUCGUAUCUACCUGACUGUCUCCACCAAAGGCCCUUUUCA